Messenger RNA from Penicillium olsonii, 990 nucleotides. NCBI's taxonomy places the organism in Eukaryota, Fungi, Ascomycota, Eurotiomycetes, Eurotiales, Aspergillaceae. The record is from the annotation of a GenBank genome assembly.
AUGGCGCAGGCGCCUGUGCCCGUGGAUAACAAGCCGCAAAUUGCGGAGAGCGCGCUUGAAGAGUCCGGAUCAUCAAAGUCAAACUACAAGGGCUUUGUGGCCGGUGUAUUUUCCGGUGUUGCAAAGCUGAGCGUUGGACACCCAUUCGAUACCAUCAAGGUUCGCUUGCAGACGAGUAAAGAUGCACAGUUUCGAGGUCCGUUGGAUUGCACUUUGCAGACGUUACGCAAUGAGGGAUUGAGGGGUUUCUACAAGGGCGCGACCCCGCCGCUCGUUGGAUGGAUGGUGAUGGACUCUGUGAUGCUGGGAUCGUUAACGCUCUACCGCCGCCUUCUACUUGAGAACGUCUUCUCCAGGCCGAACAUUCGCUCAUAUAUCCCGUUCUGUGGGCGCCAGGACCUGACAAUCUUGCCCAGCUUUGGUCAUGGUAUUGCGGGUAUCAUGGCUGGCACAACGGUUAGCUUCAUUGCGGCUCCGGUGGAACACAUUAAGGCUCGACUCCAGGUGCAGUACGCAGCAGACAAGACUAAACGCUUGUACAGUGGACCUAUCGAUUGCGUGGUCAAGAUGCUCCGCUCGCAUGGCAUCGCAGGUGUUUACCGCGGCCUUUGGGCGACCGUCUUUUUCCGAACCUUCUUCUUCUUCUGGUGGAGCUCCUACGACGUUUUGACUCGGGUCUUCAAAGAAAAGACGAGCAUGUCGGCUCCGGCCAUUAACUUCUGGGCUGGCGGUAUCUCCGCGCAGUGCUUCUGGCUCACCUCUUACCCUUCAGACGUUGUGAAGCAGCGUCUGAUGACGGAUCCUAUGGGAGGAUCACUAAACGAUGGUCAACGACAGUUCCGUGGUUGGAAAGACGCCGCGGUUGCUGUCUGGCGUGAACGCGGGCUCAAGGGAUACUGGCGAGGCUUUGUGCCGUGUUUCUUGAGGGCAUUCCCAGCGAACGCAAUGGCUCUUGUUGCCUUUGAGGGUGUGAUGCGCUCUCUACCCUAG